Molecule: messenger RNA, 6549 nt
Organism: Amblyraja radiata (thorny skate)
Lineage: Eukaryota; Metazoa; Chordata; Chondrichthyes; Rajiformes; Rajidae
Gene: atp11b
Product: ATPase phospholipid transporting 11B
Exons: 31
Coding region: 234-3620 (1128 amino acids)
Biological process (GO): phospholipid translocation
Cellular component (GO): endoplasmic reticulum; recycling endosome; plasma membrane
Molecular function (GO): ATPase-coupled intramembrane lipid carrier activity; ATP hydrolysis activity; ATP binding
Source: RefSeq, a predicted model, not a curated record
ACGUGUUUCCGGGCGGGGCGGGGCGGGCCGCUUGACGGCGCCGCUGCUGGUGGUGAUGGUGAUGAUGAUGGCGGUGCUGUCCAUGAUGAUGGUGAUGUGGGCAGCGAUCGGCGUCGGGCCGCGGGCCUCCGGCAGCCUGUGAGGCGGGACACCGGCCGCGGGAAGAAGGAGCUCCAGUCGCUGGGCGAGGCGAGGCGAGGCCGUGGACCGGCGUUGUGUGUGUGCAGGCAGCCAUGAUCCGCUGGAUACGGGAGCAACUGGGAUUUGACCCGCCACAUCAGAGUCCCACAAGGACAAUUUAUGUUUCCAAUCAGUUCCCUGAGCACAGUCCUUUUGUUCGCCAGAAGUUUCCAGACAAUCGGAUAAUAUCGUCCAAGUACACGCUAUGGAAUUUUAUCCCAAAAAAUUUAUUUGAACAAUUCCGAAGAAUAGCCAACUUCUACUUUCUUGUAAUUUUUCUUGUACAAUUGAUGAUAGAUACUCCGACUAGUCCUUUCACAAGUGGGCUGCCAUUAUUUUUUGUAAUUACCGUAACAGCAAUUAAACAGGGUUAUGAAGAUUUGUUACGACAUAAAGCAGACAAUGAAGUAAAUAACACUCCUGUGUAUGUAAUUCGAAGUGGGGGGCUUGUCCAGACAAGAUCACAAAACAUAAGGGUUGGUGACAUUGUCAAAAUAGAAAAUGAUCAAACAUUUCCGACAGAUUUAGUGCUGCUGUCAACUGACCAUGCGAAUGGGACAUGUUAUGUCACUACAGCAAGUUUGGAUGGAGAAACCAGUCUGAAGACCCAUCGUGCAGUUCCAGAAAUAGCAAAGUUGCAGACCGUUUCUCAGCUGGACACACUGAGGGCUGUUAUAACCUGUCACCAACCUGAACCAGAUUUAUAUAGAUUUGUUGGACAGAUUGCAAUAAAUAGCCCAGAAGAAGAAAUAGUGAGACCUCUGGGACCAGAAAACCUUCUACUUAAAGGAGCAAGUUUGAAAAAUACCAACCAAGUUUUUGGUGUGGCUGUUUACACAGGAAUGGAUGCUAAAAUUGCCUUGAACUACAAAAGCAAAUCACAGAAACGUUCCUCUGUAGAAAAGUCUAUGAACACUUUUCUGAUUGUCUUUCUGGAAAUUCUCGUGAUUGAAGCAGUUAUUAGUACUAUCUUAAAAUAUAGUUGGUUGCGUGAAUAUCCAUACAAUGAAAGAACUGUACAAGAAAAAAACAGCAGCAGAAUUUUGACGGGUAUAUCUGAUUUCUUGGCUUUCAUGGUGCUAUACAACUACAUCAUUCCAAUCUCACUUUAUGUCACCGUUGAGAUGCAAAAAUUCUUGGGAUCCUUUUUUAUUGUGUGGGAUCGCGAUUUGUACCACGAGGCUUCAAGUCAGCGGGCACAGGUUAACACAUCGGACCUUAAUGAAGAGCUUGGACAGGUGGAAUAUCUAUUAACAGACAAAACUGGAACAUUGACUGAAAAUGAAAUGAAAUUCAGGGAAUGCUCCAUUAAUGGCAUUAAAUACAGAUAUACCAACGGCACUUUGGUCGCUGACGGAGCGACUGGAGAGAUUAACGGACAAACAUUUACUAAUGAAGAAGUGAUGUUCUUGAAGGCAAUAUCACUGUGCCACACCGUGCAUAUUAGUGAUUUGGAAGAGACUAAUAGACCUACUUUGAGGCAUGUUGCUGCUGAUGUAUCCAAAGUACAAUACUAUGCUGCCUCACCAGAUGAAAUAGCUUUGGUAGAAGCUGCCAGAAGGAUCGGAGUUGCAUUUGCAGAAUCUGAUGGCAAUAAUAUAAUACUUAACAUAUUUGGAAAGACUGAAAGAUACAAACUUCUUGAUGUUUUAGAGUUUGAUGCAGAUCGCAGGCGAAUGAGUGUGAUUGUUGAAAUGCCAGAAGAAAAAAUGAUAAUGUUUACUAAAGGGGCGGAAUCCUCCAUCAUUCCAUUAGCAAGAUCCGGGGCAGUAACUGAAAUGAGUGCACAUGUGGAUGAACUUGCCAUGAAAGGAUUACGAACACUCUGUAUAGCUUGUAAAUAUCUAUCCAUAGAAGAGUAUGAAGAGAUCAAAUCUCAGCUGGUUGAAGCCAGGACGUCUCUGCAUCAACGUGAGCAAGUAGUAGCAGAUGUGUUCAAUAUUAUUGAGAAAGAUCUCCACCUACUGGGGAUUUCUGGAAUUGAGGACAAGUUGCAAGAAAAAGUACCUGAGACAAUAGAGGCUCUUAAAUUGGCAGGCAUCAAGGUGUGGGUUCUUACAGGUGAUAAACAAGAAACUGCAAUUAGUGUGUGUUUAUCCAGUGGACAUUUUCACAAGUCAAUGAAUAUUUUGGAACUUACUAAUCAGAAAUCAGAAGGUGAAUGUGCGCUGCAACUUCAUAGCCUGAGUGUCAGAAUAAAACGGGAUCACGUGGCGCAACAUGGUUUGGUUGUAGAUGGAAUUAGCCUUACAUAUGCACUCAGGAAACAUGAAGGAUUGUUCAUGGAAAUUAGCAAAAGCUGCACUGCUGUGUUAUGUUGUCGAAUGGCACCACUGCAAAAAGCAAAAGUAGUCAGACUUUUGAAGUUAUUGCCAAACAAACCAAUUACCUUGGCAAUUGGCGAUGGUGCAAAUGAUGUCAGCAUGAUACUGGAAGCAAAUAUUGGUAUAGGAAUUAUGGGUAAAGAAGGAAGGCAAGCAGUGAGAAACAGUGAUUAUGCAAUAGCGAGAUUCUGCUUCAUCACUAAAUUGCUUUUUGUCCAUGGUCACCUCUAUUAUGUUAGAAUAGCACAUCUUGUACAGUACUUUUUUUAUAAGAAUGUCUGUUUUAUCACACCUCAGUUCAUAUACCAGUUCUUCUGUAUGUUUUCACAACAGACAUUGUAUGAUGGUGCUUUUCUGACGUUAUACAACAUUUGCUUCACUUCCUUACCCAUCCUCAUGUACAGUUUGUUUGAACAAGAUGUGCACCCUCGGACAUUACAUAGUAAACCAGCAUUGUACAAGGAGAUUAGCAAAAAUGAGAUUUUGUCUCUCAAAAGAUUUCUGUAUUGGACUCUGCUAGGAUUUUGUCAUGCCUUUAUAUUUUUCUUUGGUGCUUAUCUUCUGAGGGGAGAAAAUACAUCUAUGAUGGGAAAUGGCCAGAUGUUUGGAAAUUGGACAUUUGGCUUUCUAGUCUUCACGGUUAUGUUUAUAACUGUUACCUUAAAGCUUGGAAUAGAGACAUAUUACUGGACCUGGAUAAACCACUUUGUUAUGUGGGGUUCAGUCAUUUUUUACUUUGCCUUCGCUUUGGCUUAUGGAGCUACACUUUGGCCAUUUUUGCAGUUACAAAGUAUAUAUGCAGUCUUCAACCACUUGUUGUCCAGUGCUCAGGUCUGGCUUGGCAUUAUCGUCAUAGUAGUUGGCUGUUUGUUCCCAGAUAUCCUAAGAAAAGUAUUCUGGAGACAUUCACGACCAACUUUGGCACAAAGAUCGCAGAUACACAUCAACAAAAUUGCUUUAGGGGAUGACAGGAUCGCUCUACAGCCUUUGGCAAUGGCCAGGAAUCAACUGAGCAAGAUUAGUUAUUGGAGACCAGCAAUGGCAUCACCUGCUUGGAAUCGAUUUGCUGUUACUCAAGCAGAGAAACAGGAUGUUCACCUUUUAGAAGAGUACUAGAACAAAUAAUGGGAAGAUGCAAUUUGUUGCGAGUCAACAGAUCUUGGAGUGACUCGGAUCCUUACUGCACAAAUGACAGAACCAUUUUGACACUCUCAUCAAUGGAUGGCCCAACACAUGCAUCAAGGAUUUAAUAAUUGAGGAAAGACAUGAUGGAUGCUAUGUCUUUUUAAGCUGUUUGUUUUUGAGUUUGCUAUUUACCUCGAAGUCAAGGGGAGAAUGAAAAUAUAUAUGUAAAUAUCUGCCCUUAGCCACUUUACAUUUAUAUAUUUUUUUGCAUGUAUGCCCUACUCUCGCCCAAAUAAGGUACUGCAUUUGAGAAGAAGCAAGGUCAGUACUGACAAUUAAGAUUGUAAUUUAUUUGUAAAUAGUUGUAACUUUCCAUAUUUUCCUCUUUUUACAAAAUGAUCUAUUUCUGGAGCUAUAUUUUUCUAUUUCUGCUUUCUCAGAUGGAGUGGGAUAACAAUUUUCAAUCCCUUUUGGUAAAAUGGUACAAUCCCUUUUGGACACAAUCCAUACAAAUAUUUUUUUUUACAUUAUAAGGUGGCUAUUUAAGUCAAACAUGUAAUUAUUUGGAAAUGGAAUUUCAUGCAACUGAUAUUCUUAUAAACCUCAGACUCUGGAAGCAUCUUUUCCAUUCUAAUUGUUCUCCCCUUUGGUCGCUUCAGUCAGUAAUUAACUGAAUGAUAAACCCAUGAGUAGAAGUGGUUUGGAGUUAACAAUAGUGAAGGAAUAGGCAAGGUCUUGCAAUAUAUAUUUUUUAAUGGUGAUCAACAUGUUUUUUGUUUGAUGCACAGUUGUCCCUUUUUAUCUAAAGUUGAUAUUUGGGAAAACUGGACAUGAAAAUAGUGGCUGGGGACUUGCAAUUCAGCAAGCAGUUGAAAUGAAUGAAUGAAAAAUUAGUCUGGUGAAUGUAGAUGUGGAGUUCGCCUAGGCUUCAAGAACUUAGCAGCUUCUUAUUACAGGAUAUUUGGUUAUAAUAAAAAGCAGAGGGGCUGAUCAUAAGAUCAAGGGAGCUAGGAUUUUUUUAAUGUUGCUGUAAGUUAUUGAGGUCAAGAGUGUAUGUUAACGAGUUUUGGGAAGCAUUAUUUGAGGCUUUGAAACACGUUCUGUACUUUUAUAUAUUAGAGUGUUUAAAAAAUCUAGAUAAGUAACCCAUAUUUAAGUCAUCUAUAAACAUCAGUUCAACUUUUACAUCGCGUUGGUUUCAGUGAUUUUAUAUAAAAUUACAUUCCUUGUAUUAUCAACAAGUUAAUAUUGCCAAACUGUAAUGUGAUAAGUAAUUGCAUGUCUCAAGCUGGCAAUUGCCAAGUUAAUUUGUUUCCAAUGUACAUCAGCAUUUGUGGAAAACAUUGUUCAUAUUACAAAACUGAAUUAUGAAAACCAAAGCCCAUUCUGACCUAUUGUCGCAGCGAGUCAAUAAGGUUUUUUAUCCAAAGGAGAGUAAUGAAUAGUCAAAAUGCCGUUAUAUUUUCAUUUGGUUUACAGUUUCCCUGCAGACCUUCAAACGUUACAUUGUGAUUGCAUUUCCCAGUUAUUUAUUUCAAAUGUUUGCUGUUUUUCAACCAGUUAAAAUGAAAUCAAUUAAAAAAAUCUGUAAUUUAACAGUAACAGAUAAUCAUCUGUUAUGUAUAAUUUAACAUGGUAUUGCAUUGAACUUUCAUUAGUCACACCUCAGUCCUUAGUUUCCAUAUCUAUGAUACUACAGAUAUUUGCCAGACUGUUUAUACUUCCACAGGAAUUGAUUUCCCCAUUGAAUAUGAUUACUGUAUAAAACAAUGCAAAACACAUUUAAUCAGGUAAAUGGUUUAAAUUGUGUAAGAAGGAACUGCAGAUGCUGGUUUAAACCAAAGAUAGACACGAAAAGCUGGAGUAACUCAGACCAUUCUGGAGAAGGAUCUCGACCCGAAACGUCACCCAUCCCUUCUCUCCAGAGAUACUGCCUGUCCCGCUGAGUUACCCCAGCUUUUUGUGUCUAUAAAUGGUUUAAAGUAUUUCACUGAGAAUUGGGGGAAAAAGUCUUGUUACCUAUUAGUGAAUGUUUUGGGUUUUAGAAUGCAAGAAUAUACAGUUAUUUACUCAGUUAGGACACUGAUUUGUGAAAAAAAACCUGAUAUAAAUAGUCAAACUCCUAUUUAAGGUAACAGGUGGUGUUUAAAAAAAAAAAGAUCUUACUAAUGUCCCUGUUAAGAAAAUAUAAAGUCCUGGUGUGGUCUGGAAAACAUAAUAUAGUAAAUUUCUUUAUCCUUUCACGUCUGCAGUUCAAAAUCAUAGAUGCUCACCGAGUGCAGUAAAAGUAAAUGUUGUAAUUCCACAAACUGGUCAGGAUUGGACAUGUUACUGGCCUUGCUUGGUGCAGCAACUAUGGUCAAUAUUGAAGCUAGUUUUAUGCCAGAAUAUGGAAUAUUUCUAAAAUGCUUUUAAAUCUGAGUUGAUAUUUGGAGUGAGUAAAACUGAACUAACAUCAUGCCUUCUAAAUUGGAUUUAAGGAAGAGAAAAUUCUGCUCAUUAAAAUGUAAACGCCUUUUCUAAAUCUGCACCCUGACUUUUUUCAAAGUCUAUCUUGUUCUUUUGUAUAAUGGAAAUGAAAAUACUAGAGCUUGACCUGAAAGAAAUCUUUUGCCAUGUUGGCAAACAACUAUACAGCUUCAGGCAGGUGUAGGACCUCAAAGCUCCCUGUUUGUAACAAGUGAUUAUUUUCGUUAAUAAAUGUGUGGUGCAGAUCCUUUUGGUACAAUUCAUUUUAGUAGCAAUAAAAACCUGGAAAAUGUGGAUCUUGGGCUCUAGUUGUCAAUAUUUUGUGGGUUCACAUUAUAUUUUUAAAAUUAUAAUUGUUCUUUGAUUUGUCUCAAGCUAUUCUACAUUGGUGAAACAUUGUCUACAACAUUUACGUUCGUAUUUACCAAUAAAGUAAAAAAUAAAGUUAAAA